Frankliniella occidentalis (western flower thrips) is the source of this 1257-nucleotide messenger RNA. RefSeq lists its product as uncharacterized. The record is from RefSeq and is a predicted model, not a curated record. Lineage: Eukaryota; Metazoa; Arthropoda; Insecta; Thysanoptera; Thripidae. Bases 1 to 1257 code for a protein of 418 amino acids. The transcript is spliced from 4 exons.
AUGGCGCCAUACUACAUAAAAUCUAAGAGGGGCAAAAAUCUACUGGUCAACAAGGGGCACCUGUACUGCAGGCACUCCAAGAAGAAGACUUCUGUGUACUGGGUGUGCAUCCGGAAGCCGGAGUGCAUCACUCGGUGCACCACCACAGAAGAGUCCCUGCGCAUCCUGAAGGAGGGGGGGCAUGGCCACGCCCCGGACCCAGAGGCCAUUGCUGCGAGGUCGGCCGUCGAGGCCAUCAAGGACGCAGGGGUGCAGGCGCCAGAGCGAGCUCCGGUCCACAUCAUAGACCAGCAGAUGCACCGGCUCAGCGACGGGGUGGUCGCCAAGCUCCCACUCCGGCCGGCAAUGAAGCGGGCCGUUAACCGGGCGCGCAGCAGUCGACUCCCCGCCAACCCCAAGUCCAUCCGCGACCUCAGAGACUUACCGCCCGAAUUCAGGAACACACUCAGUGGGGACCUGUUCGUCGUUUAUGACUCCUACGGAGAACAAGAUGGCAGCGACGACGAAGACGAUGUUGAAGACACAAUCAUCGUAUUCGCAACCAAGGAGAACCUGAAGAAGCUGGGUCGCUCCUCAUCCUGGUUCACCGACGGCACGUUCAUGGUGUGCCCCUCGCUGUUCACUCAGCUCUUCACGAUUCACGGCCUGGUCGAGGACGUCGCCCUGCCUCUUGUCUAUGCGCUGCUGCCCAACAAAGCAGAAACCUCCCACACAAAGGUCCUGGAGGCCAUCAAGAACAAGGCAGACGAGCUGCAGAUCAACUUUCCGGAACCAGAGACAGUAGUUUCGGACUUCGAGGUGGCAAUCAUCAAUUCUGUGAAGAGCAUCUUCCCCAAUGCCACGAUUCCACUCUGCUUCUUUCAUCUGGGAAAUGUCCAGGGAGCGGGUCUGCAAGCAGCAUACAGCGACCCGGACAACCGAGAGCUCAAGGACGGGGUCCACAUGCUGCUGAGCCUCGCCUUUGUUCCGGUGGAAGACUUGCCGACAGCGUUCGACGAGCUGCGCGAGGUCCUCGUGGACGAUCUCCUGGACAUCGCGGACACGUUUGAAAAAACGUACAUCCAACUGAAGCCAAAGCCUGGCAGUGAUUAUCGUGGAGACAUGAACAGCUCCAUUUUCUCUACCUACUAUCGUAAGAAAGUGAUCCAAAAUGUCCAGGAACAAUCUGUGUUCUUCAUGGAUAAUGCAUCCUACCGCAAGUUUCAGAUCUCCUCUCAAAGAAUGUUCUAUGUUGCCAUGGGAAAAAGCUAUUUUUAG